CCGGUUUCGAGCGUUCGCUUUUGAACACCAGCUGUGUUUACGUUCGCACGCGAAGAUCACCGCCCAAACUGUAUGUUUUUCAAGGAUCAGCGCGAAUUUUUAUCAUAAAAAUGUCAAAUUCAUAUGAAAUGGAAGAGUUAGCAAGGAUGAAGCGGUCAGAGUUACAAAAAUUGGCCAAACAACAUGGUAUCAAAGCUAACAUGAAGACUGAUGGUUUGAUCAAGGCCUUAGCAGCAGUAGUAGUGGGCUCAAACAUGGAAGGAAACAACAUUGUGCCAGCAGCAUCAUCGGAAGAAGAAGCAACUACCACCUCGGCCUCCUCCACAGAAGAUCAGUCUGAGGUUGAAGCAUCCGAGGAAAAACCUAAAGCUAGACGGGGGAGAGGACGCAAACAGAAAAAUGUAAAACAAACUAUCAAGGAAUCACCAGUGAAGGAAACAAAGACAGAUGUGGUUGCUGGUGGUGACAAUGCUGUUGUCACAACUUUCCCAACUCCAGAAUCAGAAAGCCAGACGUCGAGUGUUACAGAGGAUGAGGUGUCCCCAGUAGCCAAGAAAUCCAAAGCCAAAUCUAAAGGGAGAGGACGGGGCAGGCGUGGAAGACAGACUAAGGAGGAACCUGUGGAGGAGAAGAAGACGGAACAAGAGGUUGCUCCAGUAGCAGCAGUAAUUUCCUCUCCAGCAAAAAUCCCAGCAGUCCCAGGCAGGCGAUCUCGUAGCUUACAAAGAACAUCUGCUGUCAAUGAACCAACGCUACCCACACCACCAAACUCAGGCUCCAGUAGAAAAACCAAGAGAGCAAUCAGACGCACCACCCAUACACCUCAACCAGCAGCCCCUGCUCAGCCAACUCCAUCCACACAGACCCCCAAUGACGCCCCAUCUUCCAACAAAAGAUCAUCCAGGGGGGCAAACAAAACCCCCCUCACGGCCACACCCAAGACCACACCCACUGCGAUCAAGACAACGACAGAACCAAAGCCCAGAGGGUCAACGGGAAAGAGGUCAGCAAGCGGGUCAGCUGGGGGAAAGGCCAAGAAGGUACGAAGGGGGACGUUCGACAAGUCGCCGGCGAAGGAAGUCGCUGUGGAGGCAGCAAAGAGCGGCAGUACCCUGAAAGAUGAAAUCAUGGCAGAGAUUGACAGGAAGGUCCAGAUCCAAGUUGCUAAAUCCAAGAGUUGUAUCCCCACCAGAGUUCAGGCAACAAAGAAGAAGACUCCGGGCAAGAACUGGUCCAAGACUCACCAUGGAGCCCUGGACAAGAUGGAAUCCAUUGAUUCCUAUCUGGAGAGGAAACAGAGGAGGGCUGAAGCGAUCUCUGCCUCCAAGAAGCCCAGGAUUCCAGCCAAAACAAAGCCUGUCCUUAAAGCAGCAAAGAGCUUCAACUUUGCCUCCCCCAAGCCAGGUACAACCAAGUCCCAGACCUUCAACUUUGCUUCUCCCAAGCCCACCAAGGCAACCAUGCCCAUCAACCCCAAGUCAGUCAACCCAAAGACUGUCUCCUUCAAGGUGUCCAAGCUCAAGACACCCAAGAAGGUCAUCCUGCCCAGUAGCGUUCCCGCUCCGGCCAUCGACAAGCGCAAGGCCACUCCUGGAGUCCGCAAGUCGAUCUCAGCGCUGACUCCAGGAUCUGGGGUGAGGAAAUCAAUUGGAGGAGCGACUCCAGUCAAUGACAGGAAGUCCUUCGGAGCUGCAAGGACACCCUCCAGGAAAUCAGUUGGUGGUGCAGUGACUCCAUUUGGAAAGACAGCAGCAUCAGCAACCAAACCUAACAAUAUUUUUGACAUUAAAGCAUCGUUAUCCAAGCCCCUGGCGUAUAAACCCCACACAGGAAAGCUAAAGCCUUUUGGCGAGACCCAACAGAACAGUCCCUCUAACCUGUCCAAGGCCAAGGCAUUGAUCAAGAAGCCUCAGCUGAAGGGACGCGAUAUCAGGAGGGCGGGGAACAGGAUGAAUCGCGCUCAGAAGAGGAACGAUAGCUACAUGGCCAACAGAGGGAUCGCAGGCUGCUAAAAAAAAAUUGUAUUUAUUCCUUCCUCUUAAAACUAAUCUGCACUAGUUUGGCCAGGAGGGAUUAGACCUCCCAGCAUGGUCACUGACAGGUGAUUAUUUCAUCAAAUUAGCUCUCAAUUAACAUAAGAAAAAGGGGAUCAUGGGGGACCAACGGGUACCGCAAAGGCAUUGUUUGCUAUAUAGUAGUGCAGUGGGUCUUUUAAAGAUAUUUACGAUAAUAAAGAAUGAACUAAAAUUAAUUGCUGGUUUCGCUAGUGAAAUACACAUUUAGGAUUAGGUACAUUAUAUUGAUGCAUUUAUAUUGAAUGGCAUCAUAUCUUCUAAAAGGGAACAGUGCGAACAAAUUACUCCAAGAUCUUAUUGUUGAGCCUUGCAAGAUGUCUCAAGGAAGUAUGUCAGGAAUGUAGAAAAGUAGAACAACUAAGAUUGUCAUUUACAUAUUUCAAUGUUUUGGGGGUUUUUUUCUCAGUAUUUUAACAAGUACCGUUCUUUUAACAGCAACUCAGUGAUGGGAUUUUUAAACCAUUCUGGCUUUAUUUUAUCAUCUUUAGUUUUUAUACAAUAUCUGUCUCGCCUUUUGUGCCUGAUUGUCGAUACCAAUUUCUGUUGAACCAGUUUUUAAACCAUGUUUAAUUACAACACCAUUUAUGCCAAAUAUUUGAUAUAAUUAUUCAAAUUUUAAGAUGCAGUUAAUGAUGUAAAUUUCCUCCAACUGCCCAAACCUUGCUUUAAAAUUGAUCUCUGUCUCUGAUGUAUGGAGUGAUUUUUUUUUUUUUAAACUGUUCCUUUUAUUUUCAUUCAAAGCAUUUUAAAUUUGUUAAGCUAUUUCUAAGGUAUGCACUAACUAGAAACUUUCCAGGUACAUGUAUAUAAAAGUUUCAUCCUACAAAGUACAACGUCAUUGAAUCACAACCCUGGCCUUUUUUUCUAUACAUUUCAUACAUUUCGCCACCUGGAACUGGAAAUUGGCACUUAUUGUCCUUUCAUGAAUGUUACAGGUCUCAUAAAUUUCAGGUUUAAAUGUAUAUAGUAUGUACAGUACUUUAGAAUCGAGAGAAAUAUUGUUUUAAAAUGCUCCUGCUGUCGAUAAUGAAGUUGACUUGUCAGGAGUGUGAUUGACAGCCUUUUCACACAUGGGUAAAAUUCUUGAAAGCUGAUUAGUUUAAAGAGUUUCAAACUAAUCAGCUUUAGAUACAACAGCGGUCCUUCGAGAUUCACUGCUCGUAAAUGCGCAAUGGCCCUACUGAGCGUUUACAGACCAGUUUAAACACAUAUAUCCGUUCACACACAAAAUGUCUUGCUCUCUAGAUACAGACUUCGUAUCUGUAGCCUGCUUUGAACGGCGUAUGAAUCGUGACUUCGUAUCCGAACAUUGUAUAAAUGACGUUCACACAGAAAAUUUACUUAAAAGCUCUAGAUAUGAUGAAUUUUAACCGUGUGUGAAAAGGCUGCUAGAGGUUUACAAAUAUGCACUACUGAUUGGUAAGAUUUGAAUUGCUAUCAUUGGGGGAUUAUCCUUAGUUCACCCUCCCUUCUCUCGCUCUCUCUCUCUCUCUCUCUCUCUCUCUUCUACUGUGUGAAUGGAAUAAAUGUAUGAAUAAUCAUAUGUACAUUCAUAGUUAAUUAUCUAUACUUACAAAUGUAGAUGUGCUCACUUUUGACUAUAGAAAUUCAUGUAAAUAUUUUUAUUCUAUUAUUAUAAACAUGAAACUUAAAAUUGUAAGUGAUGUUUGGGCUAUAUUGGUUUCACAAAUGAUUGUCAAAUGUUUUAACUUCCUUUCUAACUUACAAUGAACAAAAUAUUGAUGUAUAUAGUUUUAUACCGUUUGUUGGAUUGGAAUGUAGAAUCCGAAUUGCAGGUGUUGUUCUUAAAAUGUAUGUUUACAUUACGUAUUUGUAAUAUCUAAUGUUUUACUACAUUUUACUGCAUUUUAACUAUAACCAGUACUUUAAUUAAUUAAUUUUAGAAGGUAAUAGCUGUUCCUUUGUAAAUCAAUGUAUGGACAAGGUUUUUUCUAUGGUGUUUGAUGGAACAGUACAGUAUUUUCUUGCUCAUGCCUAAUCCCAUAACUUUUCAAAUCAUGUACCAUAUAACACUCUAGUCUGAAUUGUAAUGUAUUUACCGGUGUAUACCUAUGAAAAACCUAACCCAUUAUUUUGUUGAAAUAUCUGAUAAAAUGCAUGUAAAUAUGUAGAAAUGCACAUAGAUCAAAUGCAAAACAGCAUUUGUGGCUUUGUAAAUAAUAAAAUAAAGGCCUUUCUUGUACAUGUACAUUACAUGCCUCCUAGUAACAUUAA
This is a messenger RNA of Strongylocentrotus purpuratus (purple sea urchin), 4310 nucleotides long. Its product is annotated as nucleolar and spindle-associated protein 1-A. Gene Ontology annotation, cellular component: nucleolus; microtubule; mitotic spindle. The record is from RefSeq and is a predicted model, not a curated record. NCBI's taxonomy places the organism in Eukaryota, Metazoa, Echinodermata, Echinoidea, Camarodonta, Strongylocentrotidae. Bases 111 to 2012 code for a protein of 633 amino acids. Gene Ontology annotation, molecular function: microtubule binding. Gene Ontology annotation, biological process: mitotic cytokinesis; mitotic chromosome condensation; establishment of mitotic spindle localization. The transcript has 10 exons.